AUGCAGGAGAAUUAUGAGACUGUGACCUCGCUGGGUUUUCCCAUUCCCAAACCGGAUGUGAUCUCUCAGCUGGAACGGGGGGAAGAGCCGUGGGUUCUGGAUCUCCAGGGCUCUAAGGAAAGAGAGAUCCUGAAAAACAUCCACACAGGAGGUGAUGGGACGGUGACUGAGAAGGAGGCGGAGAAUUCUCAGCGGGAAGGUCUCGAGGAAGUGGAACUGCAUGGGAUGCGAUCAGGAAGAGCUGAAGGGAACAGUCCCUGCUCAGGACUCCAGGAAGCAACCUGCAAGAGUCAGCUCAGGCCAGAGAGGCAGCUGGGAAACCACCGAGGGAAGACACAGGGUAAAUCCACUCACCGUGGAGGAGUUUUGAAAGACCUUCCCAAAGACACGAUCCAGCCAGGAAUCUGCACUAAAGAAAAAACAUAUGAUUGUGCUGAGUGUGGGAAAAGCUUCAGUUGGAGAUCACAUCUUAUUGUACACCAGAGAAACCACACGGGGGAGAAACCCUAUAACUGCCCCGAGUGCGGGAAAAGCUUCAGUCGGAGCUCUACCCUGAUUAUACAUCAGAGAGUCCACACGGGAGAAAAACCCUACGAGUGUCAUGACUGUGGGAAGAGCUUCAAGCGCAGCUCAGAACUUCUGUCACAUCGACGAACCCACACGAGAGAGAAACCCCAUAACUGUCCCGACUGUGGGAAAACCUUCAGUGAUGGCUCAAACCUCAUUAAGCAUCAGAGAAUCCACAUGGGACAGAAACUCUAUAACUGCCCUGAGUGCGGGAAGAGCUUCAGUCGGCGCUCACACGUUAUCACUCAUCAGAGAAUCCACACGGGAGAGCGGCCCUUCUACUGCCCUGAGUGCGGGAAGGGGUUCAGUCGGAAGGCUCAUGUCAUUACACACCAGAAAACCCACACUGGAGAGAGACCCUUUAGAUGUCCUGAGUGCGGGAAAAGCUUCAUUCGGAGCUCAGACCUCACUAUACAUAAAAGAAUCCACACAGGAGAGACACCCUAUAAAUGUUCCGUCUGUGGGAAAAGUUUCAAGCAGAGCUCAGAACUUAUUUCACAUCAGAGAAUCCACACAGGAGAGAGACCUUAUAACUGCCCCGACUGCAAGAAAAGCUUCAGUAAUAGCUCUGACCUUAUUGUGCAUCGGAGAAUCCACACAGGAGAGAAGCCCUAUAAAUGCUCCGAUUGCGGGAAAAGCUUCAGUCACAGCUCGGCCUUUAUUAGACACAGGAGAAUCCACACUGGCCUGAGGCCCUAUAACUGCCCCGAGUGCAGGAAAAGUUUUGCUCAGAAAUGGCACCUUAUUAGACACCAGAGAAUGCACAAUGGAGAGACACCCUAUAAAUGUUCUGUCUGUGGGAAAAGCUACAAGGCAAAGGUCUCCCUCAUGUCCCACCAGAAACUCCACACAGGAUAGAAGGCAGUGGGAGCUCUCCCUGUGGGGCAAUGGGUCUGUGCUCCCUUGAAGCAAAGUGUAAACCUGCUGCAAUUGAGGAUGGGCGGAGUGCGGGCAGCAGGCAGGUGGAUGGUUUGGAUUUCAGUGAGGACGGCUGGUGGGGCCAGAGGAGGGGGAAAUGCUGGGUAUUGGGGAGAUGAGUCAUUUCAGGGUCUAGGGGGAGCAGGCGAUGGAAUUAGUGGGGAGACAUUUGUGCAAGUUCCAAUUUAGCAGGGAGGUAAAAAUUUCCCGUUGCCAUCCAGUCAUCCUUGCAGCUCCUAAGGCCUUGAGGACAGAUGCGCGGGGAUGUUCUGUAGGGCAGCACCAAGUAGCCGUAUGGGGCUGUAGUUAUAAGGCAGCCGAGAGCUACUGCUCUGAAGUAACAGGAUUUGAGAGCAAGUCUCGGUGUAUUGAACGUCCCUGUAGACAUGGGGAAGGAGGGGAGAGAGAUGCACUGGACAUUGGGGAAUCCAGGGGGGAGAUUCCCCAGAGAGGUUUGAUUGCCCUGUGAGAGCCGGGGACUUGGGACGUAGCACUCCUGGGUUUGGCUCCUGGCUCUGAGAAGAGAGUGUGGUCAGGUGGCUAGAGCAGGGCGAAGGAAGUGGAAGUUAGGACUUCUCAGUUCAGUAGCCAACUCUCUUUGUGUGACCCCAUACCAGUCACUUCCCCUCUCUGUGGUGCCGUUCCUCCCGUCUCUGCCCCCCUGGGGAUAGUAAUAGUCGCCCACUUCCCUGGAGAGUUGUGUGAUGUCACUAAUCACUGUGUGUUCAUCGAGUCUAAGGCCAGAAGGGACCAUUGUGUUCCCCUAGCCUGACCUCCUGCAUAGCGCAGGCCAUAGG
Messenger RNA from Terrapene triunguis (Three-toed box turtle), 2282 nucleotides. RefSeq names its product zinc finger protein 34-like. Lineage: Eukaryota; Metazoa; Chordata; Testudines; Emydidae. Gene Ontology annotation, cellular component: nucleus. The transcript is spliced from 3 exons. The record is from RefSeq and is a predicted model, not a curated record. The coding region runs from base 1 to 1425 and encodes 474 amino acids. Gene Ontology annotation, biological process: central nervous system development; regulation of transcription by RNA polymerase II. Gene Ontology annotation, molecular function: DNA-binding transcription factor activity, RNA polymerase II-specific; RNA polymerase II cis-regulatory region sequence-specific DNA binding.